UAAGCAACUAAGAUGAACAUUCAAGGCAGUGAAAAUCCCAGGGUCUGUCUAAAUGGUCAGACACUCAAAUUCUGAUGAUUAGGAAACAUAAUGUGAAACAAUCAGCAGUUACUUUUUUCCACUACUGAGGUACCUGAAAUUAAAAAGGGUGCUAUCCCGCGCUGGCCAGGAGGGCAAACGCCCAGCCAUAGCCUUCGAGAGAAACAACCUGCCCGUACGGAGAAAAACCAAAGCUCCUCGACUGCUCUCGGUAAUCAGUUUCCAGGAAACAGAAGCAUAGGCAUCUAAGGCUAUUUUUCUUUGUAUUCUGAGCUGCCCGCAACAACACUUUGAUCAGCUAAUCCACGAAACGGAAGUCUGCAGUAAGAGAAGUCCACGGAGUCAUGGGACACACAGCAGGGCUCUGGGACAGCAGCUCUGGGCCGAGUUUGAGACUUCCCAGGAGCUGCGGAGGAGGUCCUGCAGCGGCAGGGCCAGGCAGCAGUGCCGAGAGGACAAAGCAGAGGGCCUACAGAGCCAAGGGUGUGCUCACCUGGCUGGGCAGGGGACGUCCCUAGACCCUGUCCUGUGCUCACCCCUCUAUGGCCCCGGGCGGGUCACCUGGCCUGCUGAUCUCAGCUGCCUCAUCCAGCAAUUGGGUGUCUUUAUUCAAGAAACGCACUUCUGAUAUGGCAGGUACACGAAACUAAAUGCAGCUGCUGCAGGGCGCUUGAUUCGACGCUGGCGCGCGAAGAACAUUAGUGGAAAAUGAAUUCAAAUCCAAAUAAAGCCCAGGGCUCAGCUGAGGGUAAUGCGCCACUGUCGGCGUCUCAGCUCUGACAAGCCACAGCCGUGAGAUGACGACAGUGGAGCAGCUGCAGGGCGCAUGCGUAACCCGCUACUGGCUUCGCAACUUUUUCGGCCGAUCUAACAUUCUCUAAUACAAAACGCCGCAAUUUUCAAAAGCUGCUUGAAAAAUACCAAUGCUAGCACUAACACCGUGAGAAAAAGGCCUCACAGUGGCGUUGGUGACCCGCAGGGCAGCUUCCCUCGCAGUGGACAGGAAGGGAAACUGCCUCUGGGACGCUGUUCUUCUCCGACUACAGCGACCAGUCUCCGACCUGGACAAUGCGCUGUCCACACUCGGAAAGGCCCACCCGCAACGCGGCCCCGGGUCCUCAGCCUCGCUCCGCGCCAGGAUCCCACACACGCCCCCGCCCAGAGGGACGCGCCAUUCCCCGCUCCAGGUGCGCCGUCCUCGCGUUAUUUACUAGGAAAGCUCCCCGUCCGAGGCGAGUCCUCGCCUCCCGCCCUUCCAGCUCCUUAUUCAUUCCCUGGCCUUACACGUCACGCUGCUGUGACUUGUCCCGCAGUUCUCAUCACUCCAGCCCACACACACAUUUGGGAUAAUAAUGGCUGCCUAACACUGGAUCAAAACAAGGUUUCACCAAAGAGCGGAGGGCAGGGAGACCUGCGGGCAUUUGACCCUUCGGGGCCACCGUCCCUGCCCCCGACUUCCGGCUUUUAUUAAAAUACCGCCCACGUGAUGGAGUGGGCGGAAGGGCGGGCUCAAACCAAACGGACAGUGCCCAUUGGCUGCUGGGGAAGGGGGCGGGUAGAAGCCUCCUCAUGACGUCAGGACGCCGCGGUCAGAACGUAGAAGCCAAAGAAGACAGGAGCCUGAGGAGUAGCUGAGCGUUUUCGCGGCUGUGGUGCUACCGCCUUGGGCCGCUCCUGACGAGUCCUCGGAACGCACAGACCUGGCUCCUCGGGUCUCCCUAACUUACUCUUUCUUGCACAGACAGUGAGAAAGCAGCCUGGCUCCCGAGACCCACCCCCUGCACCCCAAGGUCCAGAUGGCGGCCAACGUGGGUGACCAGCGUAGCACAGAUUGGUCUUCCCAGUACAGCAUGGUGGCCGGGACUGGCAGAGAGAACGGCAUGGAGACCCCCAUGCGUGAGAACCCCGAGUGGGAGAAGGCCCGCCAGGCCCUGGCCAGCAUCAGCAAAGCAGGAGCCGCUGGCAGCUCAAAGGCCAGCAGCAGUGGGCCUGUAGCCGGUGCACAGUACGUGUCUCAGGCAGAAGCCUCCGCCCUGCAGCAGCAGCAGUACUACCAGUGGUACCAGCAGUACAACUAUGCCUACCCCUAUAGCUACUACUACCCCAUGAGCGUGUACCAGAACUACGGCUCCCCCUCCCAGUACGGCAUGGCCGGCUCCUACGGCUCAGCCACCCCCCAGCAGCCUUCGGCACCCCAGCACCAAGGGACCCUGAACCAGCCCCCAGUCCCCGGCAUGGACGAGAGCAUGGCUUACCAGGCCUCCCCGCAGCAGCUCCCGGCGGCCCAGCCCCCACAGCCCUCGAAUCCCCCACACGGGGCCCAUACUCUGAGCAGUGGCCCCCAGCCUGGAACAGCCCCCGCCACGCAGCACAGCCAAGCGGGGCCCCCUGCAGGCCAGGCCUACGGGCCGCACACCUACCCUGAGCCUGCAAAGCCCAAGAAGGGUCAGCAGCUGUGGAACCGCAUGAAGCCGGCCCCUGGGACAGGGGGCCUCAAGUUCAACAUUCAGAAGCGGCCCUUUGCUGUCACUAGCCAGGGCUUUGGCUCCAGUGCCGAGAACCAGCACAGCAGCUUCGGUCCCCAGCCCAACCCAGAGAAAGCCCAGAACCACAGUGGGCCUUCCCCUCGGGGGAACCUGUCAGGGAAGCCUGAUGAUUGGCCGCAAGACAUGAAGGAGUAUGUGGAGCGCUGCUUCACGGCCUGCGAGUCAGAGGAGGAUAAGGACCGGACAGAGAAGCUGCUCAAGGAGGUGCUGCAGGCCCGGCUACAGGACGGCUCAGCCUACACCAUCGACUGGAGCCGCGAGCCACUACCGGGACUGACCAGGGAGCCUGUGGCUGAGAGCCCCAAGAAGAAGCGGUGGGAGGCCCCUGGCAGCCUUCACCCUCCCAGGGGGGCAGGCUCAGUGAGCAGGGGCGGGGGCGCCCAGUCCCAGCGAGGGGCGGCCGGGGCUGGGGGUGCUGGCCGAGCCCGGGGCAGCAGCUUCGCCAAGUUCGGCAACCGCAACGUCUUCAUGAAGGACCACAGCUCUUCCUCCAGCACGGACUCCCGCUCCCGCUCCUCCUCCAGGUCCCCCACACGCCACUUCCGGAGAAGUGACUCCCACUCAGACUCUGACAGCUCCUACUCGGGGAACGAGUGUCACCCUGUGACCCGCAGGAACCCACCCCCCAAGGGCCGCGGGGGUCGGGGCGCCCACAUGGACCGGGGCCGGGGCCGGGCACAGCGAGGGAAGAGGCAUGAUCUGGCUCCCACGAAGCGCAGCCGCAAGAAGAUGGCUGCGCUGGAGUGUGAGGACCCGGAGCGUGAGCUGAAGAAGCAGAAGCGUGCGGCCCGGUUCCAGCACGGGCACUCGCGCCGCCUGCGCCUGGAGCCCCUGGUGUUGCAGAUGAGCAGUUUGGACAGUGGCGGGGCUGACCCUGACUGGCAGGAGCUGCAGAUCGUGGGCACCUGCCCAGACAUCACCAAGCAUUACCUGCGUCUCACCUGUGCCCCGGACCCUUCCACUGUGCGCCCUGUAACAGUUUUGAAGAAGUCCCUGUGCAUGGUCAAGUCCCACUGGAAGGAGAAGCAGGACUACGCCUUUGCCUGCGAGCAGAUGAAAUCCAUCCGGCAGGACCUGACGGUGCAAGGUGUCCGCACGGAGUUCACCGUGGAGGUGUAUGAGACCCACGCCCGCAUCGCCCUGGAGAAGGGUGACCACGAAGAGUUCAACCAGUGCCAGACACAGCUCAAGUCUCUUUACGCGGAGAACUUGCCAGGCAACGUGGGCGAGUUUACUGCCUACCGGAUCCUCUACUACAUCUUCACCAAGAACUCAGGAGACAUCACCACCGAGCUGGCGUACCUCACGCGGGAGCUGAAGGCAGACCCUUGUGUGGCCCAUGCAUUGGCACUGCGGGCAGCCUGGGCCCUGGGCAACUACCACCGCUUCUUCCGGCUCUACUGCCACGCGCCCUGCAUGUCUGGCUACCUCGUGGACAAGUUCGCAGACCGGGAGCGCAAGGCUGCCCUCAAGGCAAUGAUCAAAACCUUCCGCCCUGCGCUGCCUGUCUCCUACCUGCAGGCCGAGCUGGCCUUCGAGGGCGAGGCCGCCUGCCGGGCCUUCCUAGAGCCCCUGGGCCUGGCCUACAUGGGCCCCGACAACUCCAGCAUCGACUGCCGCCUCAGCCUGGCGCAGCUGCCAGCCUUCUGAGCACCCAGCGAGCCCGGGUGGCCGGGGCUCUGGUCCCAGCACCGCCUUGCGGAUUUUGUUUUUGAGCCAUGGACUUGGGUUGUAAAUGAAUUUAUGGGGAGUGGGCUCCGGGAAGAGCCUCCGUCCCUGUCCCGUUUCCCACCGGGAUGUCUGUACAGAGAUUUUUCUACAUUUUUAUUUUUGUCUCAGAGGGGUGGGUGGGGUGGAGAAGGGGUGGCGGGUGGGUGGGGUCUGCAGGCCGUGUCCACCUUCACCUCCACUAAUGCUGUCUCAGUGUUUUCUCUCUCUCUCUCUCGAGCUCCUACUGCGGCACCGACCCGGCGUGCUGGCCCCUCCUGUGCCUGGGCCCUUCUGCGGGAUGAAGACGGGCCGUCCACCUGCGCCCACCCGCAUCGGGUGCCAGCCCGCCAGCCAGCCCGCGCCCAGCGCCUCUUCGGCCUCUUCACAGACUCUUGUUGCCGAGCCCUCUGGGGCCUCAGUGUUUGGGGUGAGGGAGCCGCCUAGAGACUGUGCCCGCCCUGGGCCCCCACCCCGGAAUCACCAAUGCCAACGUCACCGCAGACCAGCGCUACCGCAGUGCACCGAGGACCUGGAGGCAGCGUGGGACCUCGCCGGCCGGGCCGCCUGCCCUCAAGUUGUAUUAAGUUGUCUCGUGUCCCUCCUCCCUCCGCCCCCAAUGUCUCUUCUGGUUUUUUUUCCCCCUUUCCUCCCUCCUCCCCAUCCCCAGCCCUCCCCGGUUCAGCACAGGUAAAGCGGUUACCCUUCCUCCCUCCCUGCCUCAUGGAUCACCAGCUCACGUCAUGUUUCCUUCUCUUUUCUUUGUGUGUGUGUUUAUUUAAGUUAUUUUUCCUUCCUCCCCCUUUCUUUUCGGCCCUCCCCCUCUUCUGCCAUGUAAUGGAGGGUGUGCUGAGUUUGCAAACAGCUGGACUGUCGGGCUGCUUUUUUUCCAGACGCCCCCUCUGCCUCCCUCCCUCCUCUCCCCUCCUUCCUUCAUUCUUUCCUUGGAGCGCUGACGCCAUUUGGAAGCUUGAGAGAAGCCAAAAUUAAAGAGAGAGAGAGAGA
Messenger RNA from Chinchilla lanigera (long-tailed chinchilla), 5297 nucleotides. It is a transcript of the gene Leng8, whose product is annotated as leukocyte receptor cluster (LRC) member 8. Gene Ontology annotation, cellular component: nucleus. The record is from RefSeq and is a predicted model, not a curated record. Bases 1836 to 4235 code for a protein of 799 amino acids. Lineage: Eukaryota; Metazoa; Chordata; Mammalia; Rodentia; Chinchillidae. The transcript has 16 exons.